CAUGUGCUUGCGAAAGCUUUAUUUGUAAGAGGACUCUCAGCCUUUUGUGGCUGGACAUGUGAUAAGCUUCGGGUAUGCAUCUUAGCAGAACAGUAGGUUUUGGCUAUUCGAGGUCUCUGACUGUAGAACAAGUGCUAGCUUGAUGUGGAACUCCAGGUCAGCCUUUCUUUGGAAAGCCCAAGGUGAGAUACUACGUGGGACACUGAUAAUUCAUAAAAGAAAAAGCUGUCUUAUGUACCACAUCCCACUAUGGCUUUAUACUAUCCAAACAUGAUACAGACCUCCCCUUACACCUACUUUCCCCUUGGACCAAAUCGUGUGCUUGAAACACAACCUGCCACUGUGUUACCCCCUGUUCAGAUGCAGAACUUCUACAGCAGACCCCUCGCUGUGAUCAUGGACCGUAACAAUUGUUACAGUGAUAAUUCAGCAAACCAAGUGGAGUAUCAUCACAUCUAUGGUGCAAAUCCUUACUUCAAUCCUUACCCUUACUGGCACUUCCCACAGAUGAGCCCUCUUCCUUUGUACAGCCCCUAUGCAAACUAUCGUCCUUAUGCAGCUUACCAGAGACCCGGUUGGAAUUUAUGGCCUGAGGGAUUUACCCUGAGAGGGGAGCUCCGUUGGGGUAGACUUGAGAGAGUUCUGGGACCUAGGAGAGACCUACCAGAAUUUGUGAAAGAUGAUCUUCGAAGGGUGUAUGGCACUUAUCCAAGGACAGAUGUUUCCAUAACUUACCACAAUGGGGAAUUUAUUGUGAAAGGGGACCCUAAAGUAGGAGAACAAGACUACAGGAUAGAGAAGAGACUUAUCAGAAAGGAAUCCAUCCCAUCUGCUAGUGAAGCUGAGGACAGCAGUGAAGACCGGGGAAAGAAGAAAAAGAAAUCAAAGAGAUGACUGAACACCUGUGUUUAGAUCCAAGCGCCAGUGAUGGCAGCUCUCCAAAUUGGUCCAUAAACAUGGGACAGAGAACGGGGAGAGAGUUUUAGCUUCCAAGUAGUGGUGUGUGUUAGGACUUCUGUAACUCACAAAUAUAUGCACUUUCUCAUAUCCUCCAGGAAAUGUUACUUAUUCUUCUAGCACCUGAGACUUUUCUUUGAGUAACAUAAGCUUCACUGUUGUAGGGCCCCAUUUGACCAGCCAAAAUGCAAUGCUGAAUGGCUGUUUUGCUCCUCAAAGUACCACUUUACAACUGAGCACUAUAAACAAUCCUCAGUCUGUCUGCUAUCCCCCACCCCUGAACACUGGGUGCUUAAGUAUUCUUUAUGACUCACUAAUGAAUUCCUUGGAAACUGAAUUUGAGGUGAUGGUACACAGAGAAUCUGUUUUCAUGCCUGUAGCUGCAGAUAAACUAAUCUGGGUCUGAGUAAUUUCUUUUGGUGGGUGUCAGAUUUCUCAGUGAACUGUUCUUGCUGUCUGUAAUAUUCUGUGCCAUUGUUGGCUCUUUCCUAGUCUGAGACCAGUUUUAUGCGCAGGCUUAAUUGAGUUGUGCCUGGACUAUAAUCUGAUAUGUAUGCAAAUUACAUGUAGAAUUUUAAAUAAAGAAAACCAAACAUGUAAUGUUGUUUGAACCCUCUUACUGUGAAAUCUUUCCAUGUGGAAUGAAACUAAUUUGACCCAAA
Messenger RNA from Heteronotia binoei (common prickly gecko), 1619 nucleotides. It is a transcript of the gene C6H10orf95, whose product is annotated as chromosome 6 C10orf95 homolog. The record is from RefSeq and is a predicted model, not a curated record. The transcript has 2 exons. The coding region runs from base 250 to 894 and encodes 214 amino acids. Lineage: Eukaryota; Metazoa; Chordata; Lepidosauria; Squamata; Gekkonidae.